AUGUUGCAGGCGGCGUUCGAGCCCUACGGCCAGGUGCAGCACGUGAAGGUGAUCCGGGACAAGGGAGUGGCCUACGUCAAGUUCGAGAAGGCGUCGUCGGGCGCCCUGGCCAUGGAGAACCUCAACGGGGCCGUGCUCAACAAUGGCCGGGGCCCGAAGGUCAAGGUCCUGCUCGCCGAGUCGCCCAACGCGAGGAACUCCCCCCACACGCAGCGACAGCUCGACCUGGAGCUGGCCUUCGACCCCGACAACGUGCCGCCGCGCUCCCGCCUUUUCCUGGUGGUGCCCAAGACGGCCGACCCGCAGGCCAUCAAGGAGGACAUGGGGAAGUGCGCGGAUCUGGAGUACUGCAAGACGGACCUGAUCGCCUCCAAGGGCGUGGUGUUUUGCAAGUUCCUUAAGGCCUCCGCGGCGCUGAAGACCAUGGAGGGCAUCUGCGAUGCCGGCAUGCUCUGCGGCUACAAGGUGAAGUGCAUGUUGGCAGAGCCCAAGUCCAAGAACCCGCGCAUGGAGGGGCUCAUGCACGCGGGGUUCGGCCCCAGCGUUCAG
Ostreobium quekettii is the source of this 549-nucleotide messenger RNA. Lineage: Eukaryota; Viridiplantae; Chlorophyta; Ulvophyceae; Bryopsidales; Ostreobiaceae. The record is from the annotation of a GenBank genome assembly.